AUGCCUAAGGAAGCUACCAAGCGCGGCAAGGCUGGCAAGCCUGAGAAGAGAAAGGGAAAGAAGGAUCCCAACGCCCCUAAGCGUGGUCUUUCUGCAUACAUGUUCUUCGCCAACGAGCAACGCGAGAACGUUCGUGAUGAGAACCCCGGCAUUUCGUUCGGCCAAGUUGGCAAGAUCCUUGGCGAGCGAUGGAAGGCCCUCAAUGACAAACAGCGUGCCCCGUACGAGGCCAAGGCUGCUGCCGACAAGAAGCGAUACGAGGAUGAGAAGCAAGCUUACCAGGCCGAGUCCGACUAA
Molecule: messenger RNA, 297 nt
Organism: Xylaria bambusicola
Lineage: Eukaryota; Fungi; Ascomycota; Sordariomycetes; Xylariales; Xylariaceae
Product: Non-histone chromosomal protein 6
Exons: 4
Coding region: 1-297 (98 amino acids)
Source: RefSeq, a predicted model, not a curated record